CCCCCCCCCGGGGCCUCGACACCGACACCAGUACAUCCCCUGACACCGGCUUCAACACAUCCCAGCCGAAUAUCAAUUCCAGUGUAACCACUCCCCGGCACUACAUCGACUCUGAUUCAGCUUUAGCCCCGAACAUCAACCCCGACACCAUAUCCUCCCCCCCCUCCCACACCAAGCUCGUCUACCGCCCAGACCCUGGGAGAGAACCGGAGAGCAGGAUGAAUCCAUACAAAGUUACCAUGGAAUCAAAGGCUGCUGCUUCAAAUCUUCUGAAUGCAUUGCAUUCUUUCUAUCAACUUGGCCAUCUCUGUGAUGUGACUGUCCAUACAGUGCACCUUGGCGUUCAAGAAGAGUUUGUGGUCCACAGAGCAGUGCUGGCUGCCUCUAGCAAUUACUUCAGAGAAAUAUUCCUCAGGGAUGAACUGUCUGAGAUAAAGGAAACAACGGUCACAUUGCAGGAUAUUUACACUGAGGAUUUUACCUCUUUUUUAGAAUUUGUGUACACGGCAAAAAUGGAGAUUGAGCCUCAGAAAGUAUACCGAAUGCAAGAUGUUGCUGAAAGACUGGAAUGUAGAGAUCUUGUUGAAGCCUGCGAGCAUCUGAAAGGUGAGCUAUCGGAGAAGAACUCAGAUAUGAAAGAGCAAGUUCGCCAUGAAUACCAGUCUGCUGAUAAACCUAAAAAUGCUUGGAAUGCAACAAAUGCACGGCAUCUGGACAGUCAGGAGAUAGAGAGUUCAUCCAGGAUUGUUGCUACACCAAUGAAAAACAGACUUUGGAACAAACUAUCAAAAAAGAAAACCUUGGAUACUGGCCAACCACAGGUGAAACACUGCAAACAACAGGGAAGUGCAAAGGAACUCACUGAGUCAAUCGCUGUCAUUGAUCCUAGCACAGGAAUGGUCAAAUCAACUAACUAUACCACAGAAGAGGUAAACAAAGAAGAUGCUGAUACUGCUGGUGAUCUUGGUCAAAAAAGCGAUUGUAAAACUGAUUCAAUAAGCCAAGAAGAAUCCCAAGAAACGCGAAUUGUGAUCAAGAAAUUGCACUGUCUGGGAGAUGAAGAUGAAAUGCAUGAUGAGUUUGGCUCCGAAAGUAGCGAGCUAAAAAAAAUUACCAGGAGCAUGUCCAAGCGCUUGCCUCAGAGUUACACUUGUGACAAAUGUCACCAGAUUUUUCAAUUCUUAAAACCGUAUCAAACUCACAUGAGUGUUGAGCAUGACAUUACUAUUGUCAUAAAGUAUAGCUGCAGUAUGUGUUCUCAGCUUUUUUCCAAUCAUCAGAACCUAAGGCAGCACAGACUGACUGUUCACAACAAUGAGCGCCCCUUUGCUUGUUCGCUGUGCAACAAGCGAUUUAAGCGGCAAAAGGACAUCAAUGACCAUGUUAGGAGAGUGCAUGAGAAGAGAAGGACUCCUCAGACCUGUCCUUAUUGUGACAAAAUUAUUAGUUCAAAAUGUGGACUCACUGUUCACAUCAGAACACAUACUGGUGAAAAACCGUAUAAAUGCCAGUUUUGUCCAGCAAGCUUUGCUCAACGAUCUGCUUACAACACUCACGUGAGAAAGAUACAUGAAUCUGGUCAAGAGAAGAAACCACCAUUUAUUUACUGGAAAAUGGUGCCACAAGUAGAUAAGUCAGAUAACGCAGCUGAUCCUGUCACAGACAUCGGUAGUAACAGACACGGUUGGGAUAGAUCAGAAGAUAAUGGCUUGGUCACGAACAUUAACAAUUACAAGGAAACAUACCUUGAGAAAGAGCAACAUAGCAUAUCUGAUACAGAGAUCAGCUGCAAUAAUAGCAAUGGCAUGGAAGAAGAAAAAGAUAAAGGUCGCAAGAUUGCACAAAAUAGUUCACUAAAUAAGAAAGAAUCUCAUGUUAAGAAUGAAGAUGAUACUGGAGAGGAUGAAACUGAAGGCUUGGAAAAUGAUGAUGAUGACAAUGAUCAUGACGGUGACACAGAGUGUGAAGUAGAAGCUGAUGAAGAAAAUAGUACAGAAGAUGAGGAUGAUAAUAGUAAAGAUGAAGACUAUCCACAUGAACAUGAUCCUGAACCAAAUGAUUCUGAUGAGGACAUUGAUGUAAAGAAAGGCAGUCAGAGGGGAAGAUUACGAAAAUCAAAUCACAACAUUAAAUGUGACAAAUGUGAUGAUGAAUUUAAUUCAAGAAAGGAUUAUGUGGUUCACUGCAAAGAUAUUCACCAGUCAUUACCAGGGAAAGUCUAUCACUGUGAAAUCUGUGGGAAGGCUUUUGCAACGCACAACAGUUGGAAAGAACAUUGUGCUUGUGUUCACAGUGAUGAAAGGCACUUUGCCUGCACUUUAUGCAAUGCAACUUUUAAGAGAAAAAGAGAUGUGAGGACUCAUUAUGCACGGAAGCAUGAAGGGCGUAUUAAGCGUCCACUGUGUUCUGUUUGUGGGAAAAUUCUGAGCUCACGAACAGCACUGGUAUUUCACAUGCGGACACACACUGGAGAGAAGCCUUAUGAAUGCUCCAUUUGCCAUUCUCGAUUUGCCCAACCAUCACAGCUGAAAAUACACACCAGGUCACACACCGGAGAGAGACCCUAUAUUUGUGAGGACUGUGGAGCCUGUUUCACCGAUAAGGCUAAAUUAAAUGGUCAUAAGAGAACACACACAGGGGAGCGCCUUUUCGGAUGUGAUGUAUGUGGGAAACAUUUUGCCACCAAUGAGUACCUGAAAUGUCACAAGCGUUGUCACAUGGGUGCCAAACCUUAUAAAUGUGAUGUUUGUGGGAAAACCUUUGGGCUAAGAGCCUCCUUGGCUCAGCACAGCAAUAUACAUGCAGAAACACGUCCAUAUUUUUGUGAACAGUGUGGAAAAGCUUUUACCCAGCAAGGAGCACUUCGACGUCACCAACGAAUUCAUACAGGGGAGAAGCCUUAUAAAUGCAAGGCUUGUGAACGAACAUUCACAGACAUGUCCACUUUGAGAAGACACGUUUCUGUUCAUGACCGAAGUGCUCACUGGCGAUCAUACUUGAUUGAUCUUACCUCAAAGAAAGAUCAUAAUUGGUCAAAAAUUGAAACUUUAGCAGAUGUUUGCCUUUCUGAUGACCCUGUAUCUGUGAGCUGGAUGAAUAUUGGGACUGAACAAUCAGUGGAAGGAAUACAACCUGGUCAUUGACCCAUGUUACUAAAACAGAUGAACAUAAGUAUGUAUUUACAGUGAAAAAUAGGUAUAUUUUUGUUUAUAAUGCACCGUUUCUGUGAAAAGAUAGUAAUAGUUCAAUCAUAUAUACCACAUACACAGCUUCAGUUUGUCAAAUGGACAGUAAUCACCUAGAUUUUAAUUUCUCAGGGCUUUUAUUGAAUUGUCCGAGUUUAGUCCAGUAAUACAAACCUGAAAUAUCUAAUUGUUUUGUUUUGAUUUAGUGGUAGUGAAGUAUGGGUAAUCAUAGUCAGACAUGAUUUAUUUUCUACAGUUACAGUUAAUAUUUAGUACUUUGCUUUUGGAAAUCAGCAUAUCAACAUCUUGUAUUAUAGAAAUUAACUGUUUUCAUCAACACCAUCAUUUUCUCCUUUAUAUUAAUUCUAAAAUUAAGAAUUCUAUAUGUUAAAAAAACAGUUUGCUUCAUUGACACAAUAAACAAAAAUACACCUACAGUAUAAGAUUUAAACAGUUGAAUUAUUUUAAUCACUUCAGUGGCAACAUUCCAAAAUGUAACGGUAUACUUGUUUGACAUCUUCUAAAUAAUCUCAUCUGAUGUGUAUUUGAAAAUAUAUUUUUAUUUCUUGUAAUACUAGAAACUUUUAAUUAUUAAACAUUUUCUGUGAAGAUGGCGAUUUGCAUUCAGCUUGUAUCCCUAAAUUAAUUUAAAAUAUAUUUUAUGUAUUUAAAUGCAAUGGUGUAACUCCUCGAAUGUUUAAUAAUCCUGAACUCUGGAAGUUCAGAAUAAUUUGAUUAAUGACAUAAAUUGCCAUGGGAAUAUUGCUAUGCCUUGCUGUAGUUAGAAUCAGACGUGUGGUGUGGUAUUAUGGUAGGUGAAUGGUUUGUAGGUAGAGAAGCAAAAUGCCAAAAAGAAACAUUAUAAUUUGAACAGAAUAGGUCUUCACAAGGUAUCCACCUUUGUUACUUUUUGUAGAUCUGGUGUUGAUCAAUUUUUCAAUGUUGUUAUACCGAAAUGUGAAGAUUGAAUGUUCUUUUCCUCCACUGAUCAAAUCUACAGUUGCAUAUUUUGGAACAUACUACAACCUUGGUCAUAUGAGGGAUAAUGGGAACUGCAGAUGCUGGAGAUUCCAAGAUAAUAAAAUGUGAGGCUGGAUGAACACAGCAGGCCAAGCAGCAUCUCAGGAGCACAAAAG
Stegostoma tigrinum is the source of this 4321-nucleotide messenger RNA. RefSeq names its product GDNF-inducible zinc finger protein 1-like. Gene Ontology annotation, molecular function: protein binding. The transcript has 7 exons. NCBI's taxonomy places the organism in Eukaryota, Metazoa, Chordata, Chondrichthyes, Orectolobiformes, Stegostomatidae. Bases 219 to 3143 code for a protein of 974 amino acids. The record is from RefSeq and is a predicted model, not a curated record. Gene Ontology annotation, cellular component: nucleus.